Molecule: messenger RNA, 1231 nt
Organism: Triticum dicoccoides
Lineage: Eukaryota; Viridiplantae; Streptophyta; Magnoliopsida; Poales; Poaceae
Product: lipid phosphate phosphatase epsilon 2, chloroplastic-like
Exons: 4
Coding region: 213-1016 (267 amino acids)
Biological process (GO): protein N-linked glycosylation; lipid biosynthetic process
Cellular component (GO): endoplasmic reticulum membrane; intracellular membrane-bounded organelle
Molecular function (GO): dolichyldiphosphatase activity
Source: RefSeq, a predicted model, not a curated record
UCCAUCCCGAAAACAUCUCUCCAAUCCUUUGACGGCAAUUUCCUAAUCCCAUCACUCCAAUACGCCAAGAGGGCAUCACGAUCCAUCCAAACCCGACCUCCCCGGAAAAGUCCCCUCCCGUCAAAGUCCUCCAAUAGCCGAGAUGCUCUCCCCCCGCAUUAGCGCCGCCUCUCCCGCGCUCCCACGCUCCCACGCUGGCGGUCAGCAGAACCAUGCUCCUGUCGCCACCAGCCCCAUGGCCGCGCGUCGAGCCCGUGCGCUUGAAUCGUCUCCCGCAGCGCAAAGGCCGGCUACUCUCGCUUCCGCGUAGCCGGCGGCUCGGCUUGUGCAUGGCUGAGAUGGCCAUGGUCGGGGGUGGGUCAUCCCGUGAGCCUGGGGUUUCUGCUGGGGAGGGGGAGGCGAUGCUGGGAGGCGACAAGUUGCCCGGUCCGAGGGCGGAGACGGCGGCGACCCGGUGGACGCCCGUCGAGGCGGCGCUGAAUCGGAUGAGUAAAUGGCUGGUUGCUGGUUCUUUUGCUUUUGCGGCUCUUUGUAAGCGUGAUUCUGAAAUUAUGUGGGCUUUGAUGGGUGCGUAUGCAAACUCUAUGCUUUCGUUGGUUCUUAAAAAACUGCUCAACCAUGAAAGGCCGGCACCAGCUUUGCGGUCUGAUCCUGGGAUGCCAUCAUCCCAUGCCCAAUCUAUUUUCUAUGCUGCAACACUUCUAGUUCUUUCAGUCUUCUAUUGGCUUGGGACAAAUUAUCUGGCAAUGAUUAUUGGGGCUACAACUAUAGCAUCGGCCGCCUAUCUAUCGUGGCUACGGAUAUCGCAGCGUCUCCACACACUGAACCAGGUUCUUGUGGGCGCUACUGUAGGAUCAGCCUUCAGCACUAUGUGGUUUGCGCUCUGGCAUUUGUUUGUGCGGGAAGCUCUUGCUUCCUCGUUGUGGGUCAAAAUUCCAGUCGGCCUUGGUUCAGAAGUGGUUUGUGUUGCCUUCGUCAUCUACAUCAUUCGGCAGUGGUUCAAGGAUGCGCAAUGAUACAGAUAGCCGCGACAGGUUAAUGAAUACUUAAACCGGUUGGCCACAGAAGGUUUUAUCCCCACUCUCUGGGAAUUACACGCGGAAAGAAGCUUGGGUGGUGCUUCAAAAGCCCACUAAACAGAACAGAUAGCAGUUUUGAUUUUCUGGUGUGCAUUAUUGAUUCUUGUAACAUAUCAAACAAUUUUAUAGUGAGCAAAGCGUUCUUAAGGACA